GAAAAUGCAAAUCUCAGACACAAGACUCUGAGUUGUGCCCCUUAAUUUUUGCUUUCAAGUGAUGAGUUUUAAUGUUCUCCAGAACUCACUGUCACCACCAGUCUGAAAGAUGGUUCCAAAUGUCAUGUUUGAUCAAAAGGUUCCUGUGCUAACCUACGCAGCAUGCGAAUGGUUCCUCAUAUUCCUCAUGCUUAUCGACGCUCUCCUCUCCUAUCUCCUCGUCUGGUUCGCACGCUACUGCAGACUGCAGAUGCCAUGUUUCCUCUGCUCCAAGAUCCUUCAUCCUCUCCACUGGAGACUGCUCAUCUGCAGAAACCACAGAUCAGAGGUCUCAUCUUACAUGUCGUGUCUAAACCACGACAACAAGCUCGCCGACUGCCGAGGAAUGUGUAACGAUUGUCUAUUGUCCUUCACCAAAACGACCGGUCCGAAUCCAGACGUGAACAGAUUGCUUCUAGGGAAGCUAGGGUAUGAUCUGCUCUCCACAAGCCACUCUGCUCACCUUAGGUCGUGUUCUUGCUGCGAUAAACCGUGGAGGGCAAGGCACCAUACGCAGAGACUGAUUAGGUUAGGCUCUCGUGGAAGAAACUCUAAACCUAACAUUCCUGCUCCGAGGCAUCAUCUUACCCGAAGAGGAAGCGGUGGGAGUUUGAAGAAGAUGAGAGAUCGUAGACCGGCGACGAGCGGUGGUGAGUAUGUUGACGCUGGAAGCCGCAGCGACGGUGUGGCUCACGCAGGUUACACAGAGCUGAAGGUUCACUCCGGCUCUGAGUCUGACUUUUUGUUUACAGAUGAUGAUGCUUUCCUCCAGAUGACUGACUUCAAUGUUGUUGAUCCACCUGAGACACGUGUUCGCAAGUCUCGGUCUAGGACAUCGUUUGAAGACAAGAAGACACCGAAGCGUAAACAGGAUGUGCAAGACAAUAAGGAUAAGAACAAAGAUUAUAAAAACGUCGGAUCUCCCAUGCAUGAACGUAAGAUUGUAGAUAAGACUCAAGACCAACCACCUGUCCCACUAGGAGAGCAUGCAUCUGUAAUCUUUGAACUUAUAACUAUGAGUGAAGCUCGUCCAUUCUCACUGGACUUACCUCAAGAGGACAAUGCAGGAGCAUCAACACAAAACGAUAAUGAAACUGAGCCAAGUGGCAACUCAUCUCCUUCUGGUGGAGAGUUUUUGAGUCGUAGAGAAAACUCUGCCUCUCAGGAACUCCAGAUUCAAGAGCAUGAUGAUUCCGCAGACUCUGCUCAAAACAUAUCCGAUUCGGAUGUGAAGAUGGAAGAAUCUGAUGCAACUAUGGAGCAAAAAGUGUCUGCUCAUCAGCCUGAUUCUGUUGCAGAUAACGAGGAAGAUGGAGCUGAAGAAGAUUGCAAGCCGUCAACGUCAGAUGCUCCAGCACAUGAACAGUCUAGUGAGGAAGAAAAAGAGACUAAUGAAAAGAAUGUUGCAGAAGAGUACUUCAGUAAUGAAGAAGUGGAAGAGGUCAACGAACACUCGGAGCCGUUGACCUCAAAAGAAGUAUCUGUCUCAGCUGAAGAACAAUCCAGUGAGGAAGUAGAAGAUAGUCAUGAAGUAGAUGAUGUGGACAAUGGAGCCUCUGAACAGUUGACAUCAAACAAUGCAACUGGUUCUGCCACAGAAGAACACUCAGUUAAAGAAGAGCAUGGAGAUGAUCAUGAAGAGACUGAUCCUUUGACGUCACCAAAACUCUCCAGCCAAGAACCCUCAUUACAACAUAGCGACAAAGAUUCCUCAAAGGUAACAGAAACUCAAUCCACUUCAAAGGAACCACCGGAGCUAAAAAACUCUGCAUCCGUGGAGUCCUUUGCAAGCAUCAGCAGCGACAUCGAGGGCGAAAGUCUCGUUGAUCUGCUGAAGCAACAGCUAGAGUACGACAGGAAAUGUCUAAGAGAAUUAAGCAAAGAGUUAGAGGAAGAAAGAAAUGCGUCGGCAAUCGCUACAAACGAAGCGAUGGCAAUGAUCACAAGGCUGCAGGAGGAGAAAGCGGCUCUCCAGAUGGAAGCGUUGCAGUACCUGAGAAUGAUGGACGAGCAAGCCGAGCACGACGUCGAUGCGCUUGAGAGAGCAAACGACGUUUUGGCUGACAGGGAAAAGGAGAUACAAGAUCUCGAGAUGGAGUUGGAGUACUAUAGAGUGAAGUAUCCAGAUGAGUCGAGAGAAGAGAUCCUCGCCAGCAUGGGAGUUCUUGAGGGUGUAGAAACGAGUGGAAACUCAGAAACUGAUGAGACUAGCGAGAAAGUUCCAACAUAUGCUUGAAAAAAAUUUCAACGUUUCCAGAAGCUACAAGAGUGCUGAAAAUGGAAGCUCCAAGGACUGAGACUAGUGAUGGUCAAAGGAGAGUCAACAGAAUAAUCUUCCCAACAUGGAAAGUCAUUCUUUCGAGCAACACAGGAAGGGAAAGAAGGAGUUGUUACCUUAGAGAAUGAGAUUUUAAACAUUUGGAGAGCUUCUGUAUGUAAUAAUAAGGAGAUGUUAGGAGUUAGUUGAAGACAAAGCUCUGGAGGUUGACAGAAGAUGAAUGAUUUGCCUGUAACCGAAUCAUUUAUUAUUCCUUUUGUUAGUGUUAUUUAAAGGAUCGGAGA
Messenger RNA from Brassica oleracea var. oleracea, 2601 nucleotides. Its product is annotated as probable myosin-binding protein 4. NCBI's taxonomy places the organism in Eukaryota, Viridiplantae, Streptophyta, Magnoliopsida, Brassicales, Brassicaceae. The coding region runs from base 110 to 2275 and encodes 721 amino acids. Gene Ontology annotation, molecular function: myosin binding. The transcript is spliced from 2 exons. The record is from RefSeq and is a predicted model, not a curated record.